Messenger RNA from Paramecium tetraurelia, 2306 nucleotides. RefSeq lists its product as uncharacterized. Lineage: Eukaryota; Ciliophora; Oligohymenophorea; Peniculida; Parameciidae. The record is from RefSeq and is a predicted model, not a curated record. The transcript has 3 exons.
AUGUUUUAAUAUAAGGUAGUAGCAUUUUUUUGUCAUAUUAAAUAAGCAGUCAAAUCAUUUGAAUCUGAAGUGAUCUCUACAGCAUAUUUAAGGAAAAAGGAGUUGGCAACAUUAAAUACAAUGCUCUUUACUUUAAAGGAUUAAGAUAAUUAUUAGGAAAUACGUAAAAUGAUCAAGGACGUUCUGCCUCCUGUCUAAAGCAUUUCAAAAAUUAUAGAUUUGAAAGAAUAUUCCAGAAUAGCUUAUAAAUUGGAUAUGAAGAAAGAUUCUUAGAUAUUGGAAUAGCUUUUAACUUUGAUAUUGCAGGAUCAAUUUGGUAAUUUUGUAUUGAAGGACAAAUUGAUAAAACACAUAAUUCAGAGCAUUAAAAUAAGUAUGCUGGAGCCAAAAGUAAAAUAGUUAUUGGAAUAAUUGAAAUUGAAGGAAUCUGAAGUUCAACAGAAAUAUAUAAAUAUUUAUAUAGACCUCAUUUAAUAGAAGGUAAAUUAGGGAAGGGAGAGUUCUGAAUCAUAGAUGACUGAUUAAAAUGUUGUAGAUUUAAACAACUAAGAAUUGAAAUCUGAAAAAAGAAUUUAAAUUCUAAAUUAAAUAAUUUUUUCAAAAUAAGUAAAGCAGAAUCAAUAAAUUCUAUUUGAACACUUUUAAUAACCCAGUAUUGAGGAGAUUAUGAUCAUUUUGCCACAAAUUCAUUUGUUUCCAGGAAAAUUAAGGUCGAAUUAUACAGAAAUUUUGAAUAAGUACCUAAAUUAAUUAAUGGUCUCUCCAAGAGAGGAGGGUAAAGUUUUGACAUAGCUGAAUUAAAUGAUUUUAAAGAAUUCUGAAUUUUUUAAAAAAAGCAAUAUCUCUUUUAUUCACAUAUUGAAUUAGAUCUAAAUGUAGGGGUUGUUGGAAUCUUAAAUAAAUUAAUUAUUAUACUUAAUCACAUAUUCAAAUAGUUUAGAUUACUUCAGAUAAAAUGAAUAAUAGUUUAUAGAUUAUAUUAUCAAGAACAAAGCAGUAAAUAUGAGUUAGAUGGUGGCUUACUUCUUCCAUCUUGCAUAGAUUUAUAGAUAGAUAGGCGAUUUCAAGGAAGAAUUGUUAAAGUUUCAAUGUACGUAUUUUAUGAAUAACCUAUCCAAAUGUGAUUCAAACUAAUUGUUUUUGAUAAUUAAAUCAUUAAGAGUUUGUUAGAACAUUGAAGAGGUCGUUGUUUUGAAUAAAUAGAUAGAAUAGAAAAUAUAGGAAGGAGCAUUAAAUUAGAAUCACGAUGCUCUUAUAAAUUUUGUAGCCAAUAAAAUCAAGUAGUCUUAGGUAUUAUUUAUGCCUGAGACAGCAAAUAUGGUAACUGUGACAUAGAAGAAUUUUGGAGAGUGGUGUCACUUAAUCUAAUAAAUAGGUGCACUAAAAACCCUAGAGACAGACCUAAUCGAUAAGUUCAAAAGAUUACACAUAAACUUCAGAGAGAGAUUAUCAUAGAAUUAAUUAUACUAUUAUUUCGCCGCAUAAUUAAUCUGUGGAGUUCAUGAUGAAAGAUACUUUUUGGAUAGAAUAAAUUAGACAAGACCAUUUCUAUUAGUUAGGAUUCUUUAUGAUAUUGCUUAAUUCCCUACACAUCACUAUGAAAAACUAAAGCAAAGAAUCAUUGAGAAGAUAAAAGAUACUCCAGAUUACCUGACAUAAGAGUUUAGUAAAUUGGACAAAGGAUUAUUGAGUUUCAGUAUUUUGGCAGCAUCACUUUUUGAAGAUCAAUCAUUUUAUAAUUAUUUACUUGAUAAAUACAAGAGAGAAAUAGAAUAAUUCACUGAUGAAUUAAUAUCAAACAAUAAGAAGUUCCAGAGAAACAAAAUAAUAGGUAAGUCAUCAGUUAAUUUUGUGACAAACCAAUCAUUGGUGCAAUUUUAUCAGGCUCUAAGAUAUCAUCAUUGUUUAGCCAAUGAGGAAUCAGGGUAUCUGAUAAAGUUAUAGGAUCUCAUUAAGGAUUACAGUUUGACUCAAUAGGAGAUGCCUUCUUACAUUGAGAGUGUGGUUGAGUCUGUUUUGAAGGAGGAGAAGGUGGAGUUUAUAAGAGAUUAUUGUGAAGUGUUGCCGUUCAGGAUAGACUUUUACAUUCCGAGCAAGUAGAUUGGGAUUGAAUGCAAUGGGGUGUCUCAUUAUUGCUUGGAUCAAUUGAGGAGAGGGGAUGUUUUGAAAAUGAAGUAUUUUGAGGAGAAGCUGAAUAUAAAAAUCAGUGUGAUUCGUUCUGGUUGUGUUAAUAUUUAGGAAAUGGUGAAAAGCAUAAUAAAGUGAUUGAUAUUUUCAUACAUAUAUAUAAGUGAGUGUUUGAUUGA